AUGCUUCAUACCGACGGAUGUCUACGGAGUACUUUAAGCACAGUACGACGCGGUGGCAAGGAGCUCAGUUGCAGUAGGGCGUUUGAAUGCUGUGGCACUUUCGGAGACGGUCUGAUAUUGACAGUCUACAGUACAACACUCGCUCAUAUAAACGCCCAUUGUCAUUCUCAAGCCGCAACUUUUGUGCACUACCUAAUUCCCUGCGGAAUUGAGUACAGUCUGAUUGCAGGCGCAAUCUUCUACAAGAUGUUUCAACGCAUCGGCCACGUGCAGCGCAGGGUGCCUCAUUCCGGUGGUGCAGGCAAUCGAAUACCCGACAAUACGGAGACCCACGUUUUACCACUGUCGCACAUUCGUCCGGACGACCCGACUGAGUGUCACCGAGCACACAAAGGCCUUUUUGUAGGCCUCCUCCUGUUUCUGGCCACGCUAGUUGCCCUGGCUCUCUUCUAUAUCCUUCAACGUCGACACAGUUACAAAAGCGCAUUAAUGCUAUACCAAAUCAACUACAUUGUACUUUUUGCCAUUGGCAUCAUAGCUGUAAGCAUUGCUCUGUAUCAAAUCAAGGUGCUGGGUUUUCGAGAGCUCUCUGAAGAGGAUGCCUUUGAUGACAACCUCUUGUUACUGGGAUUGGUGGCCGUUCUGUUCUACGAUUUAUUCCUUCUGCUACCUGCAGUGGAUGCCAAGGAAGAGCACAAAAAGGCAGGAGCAAUGUUUGUUGGAAAGGCAAUCCUAGAGAUGGUUCAAGCAUUAUUACAGGUUUUCCUCAUUCUGGAGGCAUCACGUCGUGAGGCGGGCGAGAUGGGACAUACAAUUUCCAAACCAGGCCGAACAAUCAUCACGCUCCUGCUGGUACUGAACCUUGCUAUGUGGAUUAUCAACACUUUUGGAUUGAAGUACGCAGAGAAUCACGAAAUCUUCCAGUUAUAUUAUACAGACCUUGCGUGGAAGAUAAUAACACAUCUCUCACUACCUCUUAUCAUCUUUUUUCGUUUCCACUCCACCGUCUGUCUGGCAGAUAUUUGGACAAAUGCCUAUCGCAUCCACAGGCACACAGAGGUCUAG
Echinococcus granulosus is the source of this 1065-nucleotide messenger RNA. Its product is annotated as otopetrin. Gene Ontology annotation, molecular function: proton channel activity. Bases 1 to 1065 code for a protein of 354 amino acids. Gene Ontology annotation, biological process: proton transmembrane transport. The record is from RefSeq and is a predicted model, not a curated record. Gene Ontology annotation, cellular component: membrane. The transcript has 4 exons. NCBI's taxonomy places the organism in Eukaryota, Metazoa, Platyhelminthes, Cestoda, Cyclophyllidea, Taeniidae.